AUGCUGCUGUCCAUUGGGGGCUUGGGGUUCCGGCGGUGCCCUGAGCUCCUGCCGUGGUCUUGGGGCCUGGGGGUCCGGCGGUGCCCUGAGCUCCUGCCGUGGUCUUGGGGCCUGGGGUUCCGGCGGUGCCCUGAGCUCCUGCCGUGGUCUUGGGGCCUGGGGUUCCGGCGGUGUCCUGAGCUCCUGCUGUGGUCUUGGGCCCUGGCAGAAGAGUGCGUAGGCGCUGGUUGCAGGCCUCGGCACAGGGGGAGGUACUGUCUGGGUGAGCGCAGCAGGUAUCGUGUGUGUAACCCGGGGGUGUGCGCUCAGGAGCAGCCCAGCUUCAGAGACCUUCAGUGCAGCCACUUCAACAGCCUGCCUUACAAAGGACAGCUCCACAGCUGGGUGGCAGUCUACAACCGAGUCAGCCCAUGUGAGCUGCACUGUCGGCCACUCCACCAGCACUUCUCUGAAAAGAUGAGGGACGCUGCGGCUGAUGGAAACCCCGUGCUACGAAGGAGCUUCAUUACUCCAAACGCACCACACAACCUGUACUGUAUGGGGUACGCAAAGAGCAUCGGCUGUGACCUGGUCAUCGACUCCAGCGCCGUGGAGGACCGCUGCGGCGUGUGCAACGGCAAUGGAUCCACCUGCGCCACCGUGCACAGGACGUUUGACCAGAGCCAGGGACUCGGGUACGUGGACAUGGGCCUGAUCCCAGAGGGCUCCUGGGACAUCCGCAUCGAGGAGGUGGCAGAGGCGGCCAACUUCUUAGCCCUGCGCAGCGACUCUCUAAACAAGUACUUCCUGAACGGCGGCUGGACCAUCCAGUGGAACGGGGAGUACAAGGCUGCAGGGGCCGUGUUCUCGUACCAGAGGAGUGGGCAGAAGGAGAGCCUCACGUCCCCGGGGCCCACCACCGAGUCGCUCUGGAUACAGCUGCUGUUCCAGGAGUCCAAUCCUGGAGUGCGUUAUGAGUUCACCAUAAACCAGAACGUGUCCGCACACACAGAGCUGGGCCCCGGGGCCUUCUACUGGAAACACGGCUCCUGGAGCGACUGCAGCGUCACCUGUGGCUCUGGAGUGCAGAGGCAGGCGCUGCACUGUGUGGAGAGGAGCCGGGGGAUUGUGGACGAGCAGCUCUGUGACCCUGAGACCCGGCCCCAAAACAACCAGAGCCACUGUGACAAGGACCCCUGUGCAGCCACGUGGUGGGUGGGGGAGUGGCAGAGGUGCUCAUCCAGCUGUGGGCCCCUGGGAGCCUCCAUCAGGGCCGUGCUGUGUGUCCAGUCAUUGGGAGCAGAGGGACAGAAGGCUCUCCAGCCCACAGACUGUGAGCACAUGCCCAAACCUAAGUCUGUCUCCCCCUGUAGCACACAUGUGCCCUGUCCCUCCGUCUGGAGCUCCGGAGACUGGUCCCAGUGUUCUGUGAGCUGUGGCAGUGGCACUCGCUGGAGAAACGUAAGCUGCUCCCGAAACACGGCCGCUGAUUGUGACCUCCAGAAGAGACCUCCUGCACUCGGCUCCUGUCACCUGCAGGACUGCCCUGUUCCCCUUCUACCUCAGGACAACUUCGACUGGUCGGGAAGCGGCUGGACGGAAAAAGACGUGCUCAACGAAAUCAUUCCAGAAGCUAAGCCACCUGCCAAGUUUGCUACCACCACCAAAGCCCAGCCCCGAACCCACCAAGACACCAAUGACAUUGAUUUCCACUACCACAAUAAUGUAGAAAGCGCAGAUAUCACUCAGGAAAAACCUGUACAAGUGGAUGAUUUUUACUAUGAUUACAACUUCAUAGACUUUCACGAAGACUUAUCUGAUGACGAAAAAAACUCAGGGAGCAAAGCAAUGACUACAAAACCUCCGAGCCUCAAGGGGUUGGAGAAUUCUUCUACAUCCAAAGCUCCAUCCUUCCAAAGGCCGACGAAGGUCACUUCAUAUAAUGAUGAACACCAAUACAUGGGGAAACCUGAAGCCAAUGACCUGUCCUCGACAAAAGCUCCAGCUGAUAGAAAGGCAGAGAACACAGACAAUUUUCUCGCUGAAGAUUUUCUCCUUCCUGUUUCAACCACCCACUCUCCACCAUUGACCACACCAAGCAAUCCACAAGAAGGUGUAGAGGUAGACACAAUGAAGGAGGAUCUGCAAGUUACCGACGAAUACAGUCUGGAGGCCGAGGACAACUACAAAGACACCCCCACUCUUUCAAGUCAUCUCAGGAUCUCUCGACCUGAAAUGAUGCCUACGCUGACAACAGCUCACAUUACUACGCAAAGAACAGAGACUGACCUCGGCCUUCCUCCAACUCUAGAAUCUGAAAUUAACAUAAAGAGUUCUCUACUGCCAGACAUUUUUGCAGAUUAUGAAUAUAGCGAAAUUCCCUAUGCUUCAAUGACAACCCAAAAGGCGUACCCGGACGUUUCGCAGACGUAUCCCACAACGACAGCAGCUACGUUUUUCACAGAGCAGGGAGAAUAUGCACCGCCUGCUGCUUCCGUUUUGCCGUCUUCUCCGUCCAUGGUGCCACAAGCCAAUUCCUACUGGAUUACUGGCAACUGGAGCGAGUGCUCCACCAGUUGUGGCCUGGGGGCUGUGUGGAGGUCCCUCAGCUGCAGCACAGGCUUACACUCGGACUGCGACCCAGAGAAGAGACCUGUCCCUGCUCAGAGGUGCUACUUACGGCCUUGCUCCACCUGGAACCUUGGCCCCUGGACUAAGUGCUCUCGGAGGUGUGGCGGAGGACUCAGACAUCGUGAGGUCCAGUGCUUCGACAUGAGGGACGCGCGGCCCCUGAGACCCUUCCACUGCAGAGCCAUGUCCGCCCGGCCGCCCACACACAGCCCCUGUAACCUGCACGCCUGCCUCGACUGGGACACCUCCUCCUGGGGACAGUGCUCGGAAGUGUGUGGAGGGGGGCAGCAGCAGAGGAUUGUUACGUGUCCAGAGGAGGAGCAGUGCGACCCAGACACACGGCCAGACCACCUCCAGACCUGCAACAAACAGCCAUGUGCUCAGUGGCUGUCCGGCUCCUGGGGAUCGUGUUCCGCGUCUUGUGGAGGAGGACUGCAGCAUCGUCUGGUCAAAUGUGUGGACACCAAGCAGGAGGCAGAGCAGGAGCUGGACCCAUCUCAGUGCAGUGAAGAGCUCAGGCCCCGAAGCAGCAACAAGUGUGAGCUGCAGCCCUGCCACAGCCCUCCGCCAGGAACAGUGUGUGUCCGGGACCGUCUCUCCUCUCGCUUCUGCCAGACUCUGCGCUGGUUAGGACGCUGCUCUCUGGCCAACGUGAGAUCCCAGUGCUGUCGGACCUGCAACCAGCGCCUACGCACUCUUCUGCCAGGGCCCAAGACCACGGCAGGAGCUCAGGGCACCGCCGGAACCCCAGGCCCCAAGACCACGGCAGGAGCUCAGGGCACCGCCGGACCCCCAGGCCCCAAGACCACGGCAGGAGCUCAGGGCACCGCCGGAACCCCAAGCCCCCAAUGGACAGCAGCAUUGCCCGGUACGAAAGCCCCAAAGCUGGGAGCACUCAGAGCUACAGUCCACAGAGAGCUACAGACCGCAGAGAGCUACAGUCUGCGGGGAGCUACAGACCGCAGAGAGCUACAGUCCGCAGAGAGCUACAGUCCGCAGAGAGCUACAGUCCGCAGAGAGCUACAGUCCGUAGAGAGUUACAGUCUGCAGAGAGCUGCAGUCCGCAGAGAGUUACAGUCCGCAGAUAGCUACCGUCUGCAGAGAGCUACAGUCAGCAGAGAGCUACCGUCUGCAGAGAGCUACAGUCCGCAGAUAGCUACCGUCUGCAGAGAGCUACAGUCCGCAGAUAGCUACCGUCUGCAGAGAGUUACAGUCAGCAGAGAGCUACAGUCAAAGAACAACACGGGGUUCAAAUGA
Molecule: messenger RNA, 3867 nt
Organism: Knipowitschia caucasica
Lineage: Eukaryota; Metazoa; Chordata; Actinopteri; Gobiiformes; Gobiidae
Source: the annotation of a GenBank genome assembly